ACCAACAUACCCCGAGAUGACAUUUCCAAAUCCAGAGCAAGUUCAGGCUCAGCAUCCAACCUUGACUGAGGUCACAAUUCAACCUUUGGACCUUGAACUGACCAUAAGGCCAGAACCCACUAAGGAGGAUGAACCUUUUCCAACCAUGCAGGAGAUAUUAACCCAGCUUCCAGAACCACCUAAGGAGGUUUUUGUAGCUCAGCCUCCAGUAUAUCAGAACCAAGUAGUUCCAACACCAGAUCAGGAUCACACUGAGCCUCCAACAUCUCCCAGUGUCACAGUUCAACCUUUAGACCAGGGGCUUACCACAACUCAAGAACCUAUUAUGGAGGCUGAACAUUCCACACCCUUGCAGGAGGCUAUAGUUCCUCCAACAUACCCCGAGCUGACACUUCCAAGUCCAGAGAAAGUUCAGGCUCAGCAUCCAACCUUGACUGAGGUCACAGUUCCACCUUUGGACCUGGAACUUACAUUAACUCUGGAAUCCAGUAUGGAGGUUGAACCUUCUCCAACCAUGCAGCAGACCCAAGCUCAGCCUCCAGAGCUCAUUAAGGAAGUUGUAGCUCAGUCUCCAUUGUAUCCCGAGGUGACAGUUCCAGCAGCAGAUCAGGAUCAUCCUGAGCGUCCAACAUGCAGUAUCACCGUUAAAACUUUGGACCAGGAGCUUACCACAACUCCAGAACCUACUACAGAGUCUGAACAUUCUAUAGCCUGGCAGCAGACUACAGCUUCCCCUCCAAAACACCCUGAGAUAACACUUACACAGCCAAACCUGACUCAAGUCACAAUUCAACCUAUGGAUGUGGAACUUACCGUUACUGCAGGAUCCAAUAUGGAGACUGUACCUUCUCCACUCAUGCAGGAGACCCCAACUCAGCCUCCAGAAGCACCUCAGGACGUUGUAGUUCAAUCUCCAUUCCAGCAGGAGGUGACAGUUCCAACUCCAAGGAAGGAUCAAGGUCAGUAUUCACCAUCAUCCAGUGUCAUAGUUCAUCAUGUGGACCUAGAGCAAACCACAACUCCAGAACCCACUAUGGAGGCUGGACAUUCUACCUCCCUACCGCAGACUACAGCUCCCUCUCCAAAACACCCUGAGGUGACACUUGCACAACCAAACCUGAUUGAAGUCACAGUUCCACCUGUGGACCUGGCAGUUAACAUAUCUCAGCAACCAUGGCCAUCUGAGACAGUUGUUUUUCCUUCUACUCAGUAUUCAGUAUCCACAAGUCUUCCUGGUGUAAAAUAUAUACCAGAGGAGAAGCAGCCAGAAUAGAAUGCCACCACAAACAUCAGCAUAUGUGAGCUUUGUACCUGCGAAAAUGAGACACUGUUGUGUGUCGGUCUCAGGCCAAAGCAGAAGCUCCACGGAGUGCAUGAGCCAGAGCCUAACGCCUACAACGGCACCUUCACCAUCAUAUUCUACGUAUAAG
Physeter macrocephalus (sperm whale) is the source of this 1430-nucleotide messenger RNA. RefSeq names its product leucine-rich repeat-containing protein 37A3-like. NCBI's taxonomy places the organism in Eukaryota, Metazoa, Chordata, Mammalia, Artiodactyla, Physeteridae. The transcript has 2 exons. The coding region runs from base 17 to 1273 and encodes 418 amino acids. The record is from RefSeq and is a predicted model, not a curated record.